Molecule: messenger RNA, 2043 nt
Organism: Daphnia magna
Lineage: Eukaryota; Metazoa; Arthropoda; Branchiopoda; Diplostraca; Daphniidae
Product: eukaryotic translation initiation factor 4 gamma-like
Exons: 7
Coding region: 1-1230 (409 amino acids)
Source: RefSeq, a predicted model, not a curated record
AUGUCUGUAAAGAAAAGUAAUUACAUCAACGGUAUCCAUGUCUUAUUCAAAGUGCAUUCCACUGGGGAAUACACUAUUGGAACAGCUGGAAUUAUUUCACAGCCUAAGUUACCUGAAAAUGACAACAUUCAACUCCUCGACAAUGUUCAGAAAUUGUUUGAAUUGAAGACCAAGAUUAAAAUAAGAGUAGAGAAUAUGGAUGGAAAAAAGAAAGUCAUCAUUGCAACCAUUCAUGGUUAUUCAAAAAAACCAACCGGGAGAGUUGAAAUGGAGAAAUUAAAGACAGAUGAAGAAUCCAAGAAAUCGACAGAAGAAGUUUCAAGGGAAAAGGCCAAAGAGGAGGAAAAGAAAAAAGCAGAAGAGAAAUCAAAGAAAAGAGCUGAAGAAGAGUCAAUAAGAAAGGCAGAAGAAGAGUCAAUUAGAAAGGCUGAAGAAGAGGCAAGGAAAAGGGCAAAAGAAGAGACAAGAAAGAGUACUAAAGAACAAAAGAAAAAGGCUGAAGCAGAGUCAAAGAUAAGUGCAGUAUCGUCAAAGAGAAAGACACUAGAAUCUGGUUUUCAGAGAUAUGCGAAAAAGAGAUUGAUAUACCAUGACGAACCUAAAGUAACAACUCCUCCAUCGCAUACUGACGACGAUGCCUCUGAAUCUGAUUCACAGAAGGAUAUGUUCUUAGAGUCAACAGAAGAAAGUGACGAGGAAGCUUCAGGUGAUGGGUCAGACGUCAUUAGAGGCAAACGUGACUUAGAAGACGAAGAAGAUUUAGAAGAUGAUGACAUGAGUUUGUUCCAUAAAUCUUCGUUUGGGUGUUCUAACAAGGAUGAAAGUGAUGGUAAAUGUAAUUCAACGGCCAUUUCAAUUAGAACAGCGACCAGAACAGUAGCUAAUGUUAAUGAUUCGUCAUUAAUGGAGAACUCCUCAACCCCCUCUCGGCGUCAGCAGAUGACUGAUUUUAAGGACCGAAUUAAUGAUCUGGAAAAAGAAAAUGGCUUUUUACAUUACCAGAUCGAUGAAAAGAAUGCGGAAAUCGAAUCACUCAAAACUGAAAUUCUCGAGCUGAAGAGCCAACAUAACCCUGACAAUCUGGUGGAAAGAAUUAAUGCUGCGCUUUCCGCAGCAAAUGGGAUGGCCUCUAACGAACGGAAUGUUGCUUCCAACCAAAACGGCUCAAGACUUUCUACGUCAAUGGAUCAGAUCAUGGUAUACACGAUUGAUUAUUUUAAAAUAAAUUAAUGCAGAUUUGAAAACUUUAUUUUUCUAAAGGUUCAAUUAGUGCAAGGUCACCCAUUGAAAAUCAAAAAAUAUGAACUUAAGUUUGCCAUGACGAUCGGCAGACUUAACCCUGGGAAUCUGCACUCCAUGGUAAACAAAAUAAUGAAAUCAAUUUACACUCGGAUCUACAUGAGUGAGCACUCGCUGUUAGGAUUGCCUCCUCGAGGCAAGAAGCUUGCCAACACCCCACCUGCUCCAGUAAAACCUGCGUUGCCAAAAGAAGACGUUGUUGCUUUAACCCUAUUCUGUAUAACCUGUUGGAAAAAUUUCCACCGACAAGUUAUCAAGCCAAAUGCUGUACGCGUUGCGAUCCGUUCGAAGCUGUCAACGGAAACUCGGGCCAUGUUAUCUGCCAUGAACACACCGCCACCGGAAGGUAACGAGAGUAACUGAUGGUUAGCUGUGGGGUUUCUAUUCAUACACAGCCUUUGUCCUUUGAAUCAACAUAAUUAUUUUAUUUGCAAUAACUGUUACUUGAAUUCCUACAAGAAACAGUUAUUUCAUUGAUUUUAUCUUUAAUAUUUGUCGCUCAAUGUAUCACAAUAACUCAGGUGUGUCCUUAUGUUCUUGAAUUAUAACAAAUCCACUCGAAUUCGUAUUUCUAACCCCUGUGAGUGUCGAUUGAUCCCCUUGUCAUUCUUUUACAAUAAUCUCUUGUCAGUUGAUCUACAUUUUAAGAAAUCUAGAAUUUUUGCAGUAGGUAUUAAUCCAUUUAAUCUGCAUUUUACCAAAGAAAGUGUACAUGCGAUCAUGUUUUUCAGUGUAAUCCAGGAA